AAACAAAAUAAUUACUCGUACAAUUAUCUACUAACGAUAUACAAUUAUGUACAAUAGUUCGUUUUUCCAUUUACUAAUCCCCACCGGCCAGGAACAUUGUGGCUUCCUGUUCGCCCGAGAGUUCAGCGGCCAUUUUGGCUGGGUGCCAGCGCAUGCGCACGAGGAAUUUCAGACUACAACUGGUUCAAACACGUCUGCACUAAGAUAAUCAACAAUUUCUGGUGAUCCUGGAGGGAAGGAAAGGGCAGUGAAAUUGCUGGAGGGACUGACUGGCGAGGAUUCGAGGCAUCUGGCGAGACUGGAGAAUUAUUGGGGGUCAAACAUCAUCAAUGGCUUGCAAAAAUCGAGCUAGAGUGUAUCUGGGGUAUGAGGACGAGUUUGUCACCGAGAAACAUCGGUCUCUGGUGAAUUUUGCGACGAAUAAGAUCGGAGGGAAACCGGACUUCCCCAUAAACGAGAAUUCUCUUUCAUCCCCGGCAUGUCGUCUCUGUGGUUUGAAUCAGCUUCUGGCCCUCCAGCUGUACGCACCCCUGGAGAGUUCUCGUUACCACCGAACACUGUACAUCUUCACCUGCAUAAAUCCCAACUGCUGGAAUCAACACGACAGUUGGACCUGCCUGCGUGUGCAAUUCCUCGAGGAGAAGAGCAUCAUGACGACUGAGACAGCCCCAGUGUCCACACCACCCACCACGAGCUGGCUGUCAGGCGCUGACGACUGGGGCGACGAGGGGAAUGACAACAGUUCAGAGCAAAAUGGCAACAACAUGAAUGACUCCACCAAGUUGAGUCUCCUCAUGAAUACUGGGGACACUGAUGAGGAAUUGACCGAGGACCUGUCCAACAUGAGGGUUGAUGAUCCCAAUGCCAACAGUCCAGCUAGUGUGGAGAGUCCAGUGGGAGGUGGAGCCGUGGGGAGACUGGAUUCACCUCAGGCAUCAGCGGAGAUUGAGGGUGAGGAAUCAGAGGUGGUUUGUAUCGAUACUCCCACCCAGCCCCAGUGCAACCUCGUGGACCUCCUCCAGGAAGUCACGCACAACCCCUUCCAGCAUCACGACCCAAACGCCCCUGUCAACCUCACUUUCACUGAAGUAUUUAUGUGGGUGGAGGAGGAGGAUCUCUCAGUGGAGGUCUCUCAACAUGAGAGGGAUCUCGCCAGGGAAUACCAGAUGCACCUCCCGGAGUCUGCGGGGGCGGAGGAGGUGAGGGGAAUGGAUACUAAUCCAGAAGCGUACGAAAAAAGUAUUCCUAAACAUGGGGAUGAGAUGUUCCAUCAUUUCAAGUGCAGAAUACAGAAGAAUCCUGGGCAGUUAAUUAGGUACUGCAGAGAUAACUCAUCAGCCCUCCUCCUCACUCCUCUGAGCUCAUCAGGUUUCUGUAGACAUUGCGGUGGCGAAAGAAUCUUCGAGGUCCAAGUUCUUCCAACGAUAAUUCCAAAGCUGAAACUCUCUCCCAGCAUCGACCGCAAUUUCCAGCUGGAGUUUGGGACAGUCCUAGUCUUCACGUGCUCCAGGAGCUGCUGGUCACCCAGUGAUGCCUUCAAGGAGGAGCACGUCGUCGUCCAGGCUGAAAGACUCUAGUUUAAUUGCUACACAGGGGAUAAAGAAUUCAGUAUUCCAAGAUGUAGAACUUCCAUGAAUUCUUUUGAUUUGCAUUAGGAGUCCGUCCGCUAGAUGCAUUUGCUUUUGAAACUGGCGAAUACGUGGAACAUGCACUGGGAGGUGGGAAAAAGCAGCUUCUGGAGAAUCACUGUUUGAUUGAAAAAACAUUUUUGCAAAGUGUUGGUCAUUACCAAGCCCUCUAGCAUAAAAACUUUUAUUCUAGAAGGUUAAUUAACUAUUCGAAAGCAUAUUUUUUAUUGACUAAAAGAUGAGAUAAAGAAAUGAUGACAAUGUGAUAGCCAACUUGUGAAUUAUUUUCAUUUUUUCGUAGUCAUCUGAUUCUUAAUCAAUAAUUAGUCUUCUUUCUCAUUAAUUUUCUUGCUCCCAGUGAAAUACAAUUAUUUAAUUACUCCAGUAAUGACCAGAUUCAGUGAAUUCCAUCACGUUCAAGAGAAUUGAAUUCUCUAAAAAAAAAAAUCUUUUGCCAUUUUGUGCUCAAUCGACUCAUCAUCACGAUAAUUAAACAAUUAUUGUUACACGUUUCGCCACUUCACUACGACUUGAAGUACAACAGUUGAACUAUGUCCUUAAUUCAAUUAACAGAGACGGAGAUCAAUUAUCUGAUGGGAUUGAAUUUAAUUGUCUGGAUGGGUUGUGAGACCUGGGAUUAUACGAGGCCUGAGAAAUCAAAUUUUACUAGUCAAUAAACGUUUUGUUUCAUCGAACGUUCAUUCCAGUGUUGCAGUGGUGGAGCUGAGGAUUUCAUUAUUUCAAUCAGGGAAUGCACUCUGGGCAAAUCGUCAUUUAUCAGUUUCCACCACUUCAUUGCUGAUUCCAUAACUCAGUGUAACUCGUCUAAGUAUACUUUUUAGAUGUAAAUAGAAAUAAAUGGGGUGAUGAGA
Diachasmimorpha longicaudata is the source of this 2500-nucleotide messenger RNA. RefSeq names its product programmed cell death protein 2-like (gene trus). Gene Ontology annotation, biological process: apoptotic process. The transcript has 5 exons. Lineage: Eukaryota; Metazoa; Arthropoda; Insecta; Hymenoptera; Braconidae. Gene Ontology annotation, cellular component: cytoplasm. The record is from RefSeq and is a predicted model, not a curated record. Bases 330 to 1577 code for a protein of 415 amino acids.